UUUUGUCACUAGCAAGACACAAAGACAUGAGAAGCAAGACUCCACGCCUCCCACACCUUUCUCUCUCUAGUUCUGCGUCUUCUUCUGCUCUUUUUUUUUUUUUUGUUGCCAAUUUGUUCCAGUCUGGUCAUAGGUGGGGAUUUGAUUUUCUGAAUCACAAAAAACAAAUAAUUGUUUCCUGAAAAAGUUUUCUUCCUUUUUAAAAAUCUUUCAUGAUUGAAUUUCAAGGCAUAUAUAGGAGUACGUGUAGAGCCAUGUGAAUUGUAGGCACCCAGGGAUGGGAAGCAAAACCUUUUCCACAAUCAUUCUCUUAAAUUUUCUUUUCUCUCGGCCUUUUCGCCAUUAAAAAGUCUUCUCUCAUUCAUCCUCUUCUCGUCGUUUUCAAUCAUCUCUGCUUCUCUCUCUCUCUCAAGUCAUUUCGAUCUUCAUCAUAUAGUUCGAUUUGUUCGUUCUUUGCAGUGAAGGUAAAAGGUCCACCAAUUGAGCAAGCUCUCUCUCUCUUCUCUGCUUCAUUUGAGAGAUGGAACAAUCAGAACAUGCACAAAAGCCCGCGUCCCUCUUACCACCACUGCCCAGAGACCAGCGAGGCUCACUGGAAGUGUUCAAUCCGUCCACUUACAAUUCCAGGCCCGCCAACCCGAGUUUGCGCUCGCAGCCCACGUGGCAGAGCUGGAUAGAGCCACGUGACAAUCCAGAGCUGGAGCAACCCAAGCUUUCCUCCAAGUCGGGUCGAGCAAACGCCGACGAAAUCACCUCAUGGAUGGCCCUCAAGGACCUCAUGAGUACUCCUCCACCGCCACCACAAUCGCCACCGUUCGUCCAGACGACCAUCUCGACGAUCAUGAACGAUCCAGAUGGUCAAAAGUCAGCGACUGCAUCUCCGUCACCGGGUCAAGUUGGCACCGCCGCUCAACGAGCAGCGGAAUGGGGACUAGUUCUCAAAACGGACAACGAAACUGGCAAGUUCAAAGGCGUUAAAGUGAGAAAUUCGGGAGAUGACCCGAAUAACAAACCCGGGAGCUCAACAAGGAACUCGGGUAACUCGAUGCGGAGCUCCGGUGACUUAUCGGAUGAUGGGGGAGGCAAGGAAAGAGGAGGUCUGAGAGUAUCCGAGGACAUAAAAGAUGCAUUAUCGACUUUUCAACAGACAUUCGUUGUUUCGGAUGCUACCAAACCCGACUACCCGAUCAUGUAUGCAAGUGCGGGCUUCUUUAAGAUGACUGGUUAUACAUCAAAAGAAGUAGUCGGCAGAAACUGUCGGUUUUUACAGGGUGCAGGAACCGACCCGGAAGAUGUGGCAAAGAUCCGGGAAGCACUGCAGGCCGGGAAGAAUUACUGUGGGAGGUUACUGAAUUACAAGAAAGACGGGACCCCUUUUUGGAAUCUUCUCACAAUAGCUCCUAUCAAGGACGAAACUGGAAAAGUACUCAAAUUUAUAGGAAUGCAAGUGGAGGUAAGCAAGCAUACAGAAGGGUCCAAGGACAAGGCGGUCCGUCCCAAUGGGCUGGCUGAAUCUUUGAUUCGAUAUGAUGCUCGUCAGAAGGAGAUGGCUACGAGUUCAUUGACUGAGCUAGUGCAUGCUGUGAAGAGACCACGGGCACUCAGUGAAUCAAUGAAUCGACCCUUCAUGAGGAAAUCAGGAGGAGGCGGUGAACAAGAAAGAUCUGAAGCGCUAGGGAGGCGAAACUCAGAGAAUAUUCCUCCUGCUAGACGGAAUUCACUCAGUGGUACAAGAAAAUCAAUGCAGCGAAUCAGCGAGUUGCCUGAAAAAAAACAUAAAAAAACUGGCCGACUUUCUUUCAUGGGGAUUAUGAAGAAAAGUCGUCCUAGUGCUCAUGAGAAGGAGGAGGAGUUGUUUGAUACUGAAGAUGUUGUGGAUGAUGAUGAUGAGAGCGAGGAUGAUGAGAGGCCUGAUGACAAAGUAAGGCAGAAGGAAAUGAGAAAGGGUAUUGACUUGGCUACAACACUUGAACGUAUAGAGAAAAAUUUUGUCAUUACCGAUCCUAGGCUGCCUGAUAAUCCAAUUAUUUUUGCAUCGGAUAGCUUCUUGGAGCUGACAGAGUAUAGUCGAGAAGAAAUCUUAGGAAGAAAUUGCAGGUUUCUUCAAGGCCCCGAAACUGAUCCAGCUACUGUGAGGAAAAUUAGAGAUGCAAUUGAUAAUCAAACAGAUGUUACCGUGCAGCUCAUUAACUACACCAAGACUGGCAAAAAGUUCUGGAAUUUGUUUCAUCUGCAGCCUAUGCGUGACCAAAAGGGGGAAGUACAGUACUUUAUUGGGGUACAACUGGAUGGCAGUGAACAUGUCGAACCACUUCAGAACUGUAUUCCCGAGACUACAGCACAAGAGAGUGCAAAACUGGUGAAAGAAACUGCUGAAAAUGUUGAUGAUGCGGUUAGGGAACUUCCGGAUGCCAAUAUGAAACCAGAGGAUUUAUGGAGUAAUCAUUCAAAAUUAGUUCACCCGAAGCCCCAUAGGAAGGACAGUUCACCUUGGAGAGCUAUUCAAAAGAUUCUAGAUAGUGGGGAACAAAUAGGCUUGAAGCAUUUUAAGCCAAUAAAGCCCCUGGGAUCUGGUGAUACGGGCAGUGUGCAUUUGGUGGAACUGUGUGGAACUGACGAAUACUUUGCAAUGAAAGCCAUGGAUAAGAAUAUUAUGCUCAACCGUAACAAGGUGCAUAGAGCUUGUGCAGAAAGAGAAAUCCUGGACAUGUUAGAUCACCCUUUUCUUCCUGCAUUGUAUGCUUCAUUUCAGACCAAAACACAUAUUUGUCUCGUAACGGAUUACUGCCCUGGUGGAGAGCUCUUCGUGCUUCUGGACAGACAGCCUAUGAAGGUUUUGAAGGAAGAUGCUGUAAGAUUCUAUGCUGCAGAAGUAGUAAUUGCCUUGGAAUACCUUCACUGUCAAGGUAUAAUUUAUAGGGACUUAAAGCCUGAAAAUAUUUUACUCCAGAACAAUGGGCAUGUGUCCCUGACAGAUUUUGAUUUGUCCUGUUUGACAUCAUGCAAGCCACAGCUUUUGAUUCCAGAGAUAAAUGAAAAGAAAAAGCAUCACAAACGUCAACAAAAUCCAAUCUUUAUGGCUGAACCAAUGCGAGCUUCAAACUCUUUUGUAGGAACUGAGGAGUAUAUAGCUCCGGAAAUCAUAACAGGAGCAGGCCAUACUAGUGCGGUGGACUGGUGGGCCCUUGGCAUUCUUCUAUAUGAAAUGUUUUAUGGAUAUACGCCGUUUAGGGGAAAGACGAGGCAAAAGACAUUUGCCAACAUUCUGCAUAGGGAUCUUAAGUUUCCAGGAAGUGUAUCGGUAAGUCUUCAAGCAAAGCAGUUGAUGUAUCGAUUGUUACAUAGAGAUCCCAAGAACAGACUGGGUUCACGUGAAGGAGCAAACGAAGUGAAGAAACACCCUUUCUUUCGGGGUAUCAAUUGGGCUCUAGUUCGUUGCAUGAACCCUCCUAAGCUUGAUGCUCCUCUUUUUGGGACAAAUGAAGAUGAAAAGGAAGUUAAAGUUGAUCCUGGACUAGAGGAUUUACAAAAAAAUGUUUUCUAAGAGGAACUGUAUACAAACAUGCGUUUAUUGUUCAGGGACACACAAUGAGAGGACCAGUCAGAGCGUUUCUACAGGUCCAUGAAUUAGAAGAAUACAUUGGUUUUGUAUGUUUUUAAGCAUCUGAAUUUACAUUUAUAGCUGAGCUUUGUAGGUCUUGCAGCCAAAAGGCAAUAAAGGUUCUUGGUCAUGUCCUGUUUAUUUGUAUGCAAAGUUUGAUGUUAUGUAAUCUAUGUUCUCAUUCAUGUUUGAGAUGUUCUGUUAAUAAAUUAGUUUGUGAAA
Cornus florida is the source of this 3823-nucleotide messenger RNA. Its product is annotated as phototropin-1. Gene Ontology annotation, cellular component: plasma membrane; cytoplasm; nucleus. The record is from RefSeq and is a predicted model, not a curated record. Lineage: Eukaryota; Viridiplantae; Streptophyta; Magnoliopsida; Cornales; Cornaceae. The transcript has 25 exons. Bases 521 to 3544 code for a protein of 1007 amino acids. Gene Ontology annotation, biological process: protein phosphorylation. Gene Ontology annotation, molecular function: ATP binding; protein serine/threonine kinase activity.